CCCCGGAUGUCUAUCGCGCCGGAAGAGAAGAAGGUCCUUUUUCCCAGCCAUCUUGUGGCUUCAUCUAGCGAAGUGUUCGCACCAAGCCUCGUAGAAUCGGAGGAAAAUCCUGCUGAAGGGGCGCCAUCAUGCCCGGACAAAUGCAAGAAGGUUUUGGCUGUGCCAUAACCAAUCGGUUCGACCAGUUAUUUGACGACGAAUCGGAUCCAUUCGAGCUGCUGAAGCAAGCCGAAGUGAAGAAGAAGGAAGCCCCUGCCCCUGGUGCCGCCAAGACCGCAGCCCAGGCUGCCAAGCAGCCGAAAAAGGAGUCCCAAAAAGACAGAAAGGUCCCGCUGACCGACAAGAAGGAGGAGACCCAGGCGCCCGUCCCACUUAAGAAAGAUGGUCCCGGCAUGAGGAGAAUGGGCCGCAAGCCGGAGGGCGAGGGCUUCAGACCCCAGGGCGAGGGCUUCAGACCCCAGGGCGGCCAGGGCCAGGGCCAGGGAGAGGGGCGCCCCCCCACAGACCGGCGGCCUGCGGACAGGCGGCCCCCGCGUCGCUUCGAGAGGCCUGCUGGUGGUGAUGCCGGCGAGAAGCCAGAGGGAGGCGAAUUCUCAGUGGAAAAACCCAUUGGUGAUCGGCCGAUGAGAGGACGUGGCGGUGGCGGUGGCAGAGGCGGCCGUGGUGCUGGUACUGGGACUGGCAGAGGCCGUGGCAUGGGUCGCAACGAUGGCUUUGACUCCAGAGGAAAACGUGAAUUUGACAGACACAGUGGCAGUGACCGAUCUAGCAUGAAAGGUGAGGAGAAGCGCGGUGGAAGUGGAUCUCACAACUGGGGCACCGUGAAGGAUGAUAUAAAACCUCCUAGCGAGCUUGACCAAUCGAACGUCACUGAAGAGAACCCUGAGGGAGAGGAGCAUCCACCCGCCGACUCUGAGAACAAAAGGGAGAAUGAGGUUGAGGAAGUGAAAGAAGAAGGCCCCAAGGAGAUGACUCUGGAUGAAUGGAAGGCCGUGCAGGACAAGGAGCGGGCCAAAGUGGAGUUCAACAUCCGUAAGGCCAACGAGGGAGCUAAUUGGAACAAAGGAUUUGUGCUGCACAAGUCCAAGGCAGAGCAGGAGAAGAAAGAAGAAGUGAUUGAAUCUGAGGUUGAGGAACCCAAGCUUGAAGAUGAGCACCACUUCCGGAAGCCAGCCAAUGACAUCACGUCCCAGCUGGAGAUCAAUUUCGGAGACCUGGGCCGUCCAGGCCGUGGACGCGGCGGUGGACCACGUGGUGGCCGCGGAGGUCGCGGCCGCGGUGGUAGCGGUGGUGGACCACCCGGCGCCGGACCACCCGGCGAAGCCGCUAGGCCGGUCCGCGCACCAAGACCCGACAAGUCGUCUGCGUCUGUGCCCAACGUGGACGACCCAGAGGCCUUCCCAGCCCUGGCUUAGGCCCCGGCUGCUGUUCCUCAGGCCUACAGGAGCCUCCUGAGCACCUCCACUACGAGGCUUGCAUGUUCCUGGAUCCUUCAGCAAAGUGAAAUGAUGGAGAAGACUGUCAUUUAACUAUGGCACUCAAAGUGAGGACUGAGUUUUACCCAAUAAAAACAAAACGAAGAUGGAAAAAAAAAAACAGAAAUUAACAAAAAAAAAACAAAAAAAGAAAAGGACUUCUUGCUACUCUGGAGCAACUUAUUGGUAGAGGUUUUGUACUUAGAAACAAAGUAGCAGGGAUGUUUUCAUACAGUAUUUUUUUCAGAGGUUAUGCAUUGUCCAUUGAUAAUUUUUUGUAAUUGCUGCUUGAAAAUAUGCAUUUCGAGAUGUAAGCAUAAGAAGGGUGUCUUUAGCUCGGUUUGAGUUAUUGCUUGCUCGCUUUGAAAUCGGCACGGUGGAGCUCCAACCCGAGCUCAAAAGCUCUGCCACACCAGGUGUCUCUGAUGAAGUUACAGCUUCACUCAUUAAGAUUUAUGGAGUUGUUUUUUUUCUUUCGCACUGGGGUAUUGUUUUAUAUUUUAUACAGGUCUAUUCUUCUAUGAUCUUCGGCCUGUAAAUCUUAACUAUUUUCAUAAAUUCCUGCAGAGACUGUAUUUCACAUGGUGCAAAUAGGACACACCUUGAUCCCCUUUGAUCAAGCGUUGCUGCCUGUAUUCGAAUUCAUUGAUGAAAUGGCGCCUAAAUCUGUAUUAUGGUUCUUUUGUACUGAAAAUGUACUAUAGGAGGAACAUUAGGUCAUUUUUGGAGGACCACAUCGGGGAUUACUCACCUAAAUUUGCAUUGAUCCGGAGAAAUUUGUCAAGGGGGUUCAUUUGAAGCAGAAAGUUAUUCCAUUUGUUCUGAUUUCUCAUGUAUUCGGGGUGCUAUUCGCCAUCUGAUAUCCCUUCCUCCCCGCCCAUUUCCUCUUUGAUUGCCAUUUGCAAGUCAAUUCACGCCUUUGCUUUUACUCUAGUUUAAGAGUGAUACGGAGAGGAAGUGUCUUUACACGGUUGAGACGUGGCUGAAGUCUUCUGGAAGCCCUCAGACCUUCUCCGACUGUUUACACACUCCACUUCUUCCACAGAUUUAAAGUCAGCCCAGCUUCAGUUUGUGUUGUUUGCAGUCUGUUCUGUGUUGAUAUUUUUCCUCCACUGUUGACUUGCCCUGUAGCUUCCACAGUGGCACCACUGCAUAAUUGCUCUGAAAGAAAUACAGUCGUUCAUUGCGUGGAACAACUGACGUGCUCUACAAAUGUGUGAAUUCUAGCCCUGCUAUUAGAGACCUCUGUCGGUAAAAUAAAGGUGGUCGAUAAA
This is a messenger RNA of Anarrhichthys ocellatus (wolf-eel), 2749 nucleotides long. It is a transcript of the gene serbp1a, whose product is annotated as SERPINE1 mRNA binding protein 1a. Gene Ontology annotation, cellular component: nucleus; cytoplasm. NCBI's taxonomy places the organism in Eukaryota, Metazoa, Chordata, Actinopteri, Perciformes, Anarhichadidae. Gene Ontology annotation, molecular function: mRNA 3'-UTR binding. The record is from RefSeq and is a predicted model, not a curated record. The transcript is spliced from 9 exons. Bases 129 to 1415 code for a protein of 428 amino acids.